Helianthus annuus (common sunflower) is the source of this 3184-nucleotide messenger RNA. RefSeq lists its product as uncharacterized. Lineage: Eukaryota; Viridiplantae; Streptophyta; Magnoliopsida; Asterales; Asteraceae. The record is from RefSeq and is a predicted model, not a curated record. Gene Ontology annotation, cellular component: mitochondrial inner membrane. Bases 138 to 2831 code for a protein of 897 amino acids. Gene Ontology annotation, biological process: intracellular monoatomic cation homeostasis. The transcript is spliced from 19 exons.
CAUCCUCCUCACCUCCUUUAACACCACAAGCUUUCUUCUCACCGACGUGGCUCCUUCGCCGAUCACUCCCUUUCCUUUAUCCUGUUUCCGAACGCUUCACACCAUUUCUCACCGGCAAACACACUUAUAUCCGAUCAAUGACCACUUCUCAACCGCACGCUCUGCCCUCUGUCUGCUGCUCCCGUUCUAAUUCCCUAUCAAAAUCGCUGAAUCCAUUGGUUUCGUUUAAACAUUCCAGAACCUGCUUUUAUCACAAGAGGGUUUAUUCAAGGAAAAGCUUCUUGAUAAAUCUUUGUUUGUUAAAAAAUGCGACUCCUGGUCCCAAUUCCGCAUCAGUAGAUACUCAAUUAUCUUGUUUGACGUAUUACAAGUCAAGAAGAACAAGACACAUUUUGCCAUUUGCUUCUGCUGAUGACGGUGUAACAGUCAAUGGUAGUUCUCAGAUAAGUACUAGUGGGGAUGUUGAUAAACUGAGGGUCAAGCUCGAUGAGUCUUUGCAAAAUGAAGAAUAUAAUAGUGCGCUUAUACAAUCAUUGCAUGAUGCUGCACGGGUAUAUGAGCUGGCCAUUAAAGAGCAGGUCUCUGCAUCUAAGUUAUCAUGGUUCUCAACUGCCUGGCUUGGUAUAGACCAAACGGCUUGGGUGAAGGCUUUAUCUUAUCAGGCCUCAGUGUAUUCAUUACUAUUAGCAGCAUGUGAGAUAUCAUCUCGUGGAGACAGAAGAGACCGAGACAUCAAUGUUUUUGUGCAAAGGAGUCUGUCACGGCAUUCUGCCCCCUUAGAAAGUGUAAUCCGGGAUGCACUAUUAGACAAGCAGCCAGAACUUUAUGACUGGUUUUGGUCCGAACAAGUGCCAUCUGUGGUGUCCAGUUUUGUCAAUUAUUUUGAGAAAGAUCAACGAUUUGCUGCUGCUACUGGAGUGCUCAGAAAAGGCACAUCCUUGAGUUCAGGGGAUGCAAGUGAUAGAUCGUUGCUCCUGUUUGCCUUGAGUUGCAUUGCUGCAAUAACAAAACUGGGCCCUACAAAAGUAGCUUGCACACAGUUUUACUCUGUUCUUCCUGAGUUAACCGGUAGAUUGAUGAGCAUGCUGGUUGAACUUGUUCCUAUACGCUCAGCUUAUAGUUCCAUUAAAGAAAUCGGUUUGCGCAGAGAAUUUUUGGUCCACUUUGGACCUCGCGCUGCAGCAUGCAGAGUGAAAGAUGAUCAAGGCACUGAAGAAGUUUUAUUUUGGAUUAGUCUUGUUCAAGAACAGUUACAACGGGCUAUUGAUAGAGAGAGAAUAUGGUCAAGAUUGACAACCAGUGAAAGUAUUGAGGUUUUAGAUAAAGAUUUGACUAUUUUUGGAUUCUUCAUUGCUUUGGGAAGAAGGACUCAGUCAUAUCUAUCUGCAAAUAACUUUGAGUCGGUACCUGAACCCAUUGAAGGAUUGAUUAGGUAUCUUAUUGGUGGCAGUGUGUUAUACUAUCCUCAGCUUUCAUCAAUAAGCUCUUAUCAACUGUAUGUGGAGGUUGUAUGCGAAGAGUUGGACUGGCUUCCGUUCUACCCAGGAAACGUUGAUACGCAAAAACGCUCGCAUGACCAUAAAAGUAAAAAAGGUCCUCCAAACGAGGAAGCUGUCCCUGUUGUUUUAGACGUCUGUUUACACUGGAUUCAGAGCUUUAUUAAAUAUAGUAAAUGGCUUGAGAACCCUUCUAAUGUAAAGGCUGCAAGAUUCCUUUCUAGAGGGCAUAAGAUCUUACAGGAGUCUAUGGAAGAAUUAGGCAUACCCAAGAAGCUGAUGAUUGAAAGCAGUACUACAAAUGAUUUUGAGCUUACUCGUACAGGUGGUUAUGAUCCGUUAAAGAGAGAACUAGAUUCUUUUGACAAGGCACUGGAGAGUGUUGAUGAAGCCGUUGUAAGGCUUGAGGAAUUACUUCAAGAGUUACACGUAUCCAGCUCCAGUUCUGGAAAAGAGCAUUUAAAAGCUGCUUGUUCUGACCUUGAGAAAAUAAGAAAGCUUAAAAAAGAGGCUGAAUUUCUCGAGGCAUCUUUUAGAGCCAAGGCCGAUUGCCUUCAGCAGGGAGACGAUGAUGGUCUUUCAGAGUCUUCUGUUAGGAACAAGAGACAAUCUGUUGGCAAGAAAAGUGAUAGUUCUAAUAUAGACAUGGAUAUAUCCAGCAGUAAACCUAAUGGCUUAUGGAGCUUUUUGGUCCGUCGUCCAAGCCCAACUCCUGACCUCCAAUCAGAAAUUGUCUACCAAAGUGAGGAUGAUACGGGUGUAUUGGAAUCAGAUGAAAUCCAGCGAUUUGAAUUAUUAAGAAAUGAGCUGAUUGAACUUGAAAGGCGAGUUGAAAGAAGCGCCAAGCGCUCCGAGAGCGAAGAGGAGGAUAAUAUCAAAACGGCUGAAAAUUCUGCAAAUUAUUCUAAAGCUGCUGAAGGGGUUCAAUUGGUUAAGGUGCAGGAGAAAGAAGAUAUUAUUGGAAGGUCCAUAAGUAAAUUUAAAGGAACUACCACGGAUGUGUUGCAGGGUACUCAACUUCUAGCAAUAGAUGUUGCAGCAGCUACAGGGUUGCUUAGACGGGCCAUUAUAGGGGACGAAUUGACCGACAAAGAAAAGCAAGCUCUAAGAAGAACCUUAACUGAUCUGGCAUCAGUUAUUCCUAUCGGCUUUCUCAUGCUGCUCCCUGUCACUGCAGUCGGUCAUGCAGCAAUGUUGGCCGCUAUUCAAAGAUACGUCCCGUCACUGAUACCAUCCACAUAUGGACCCGAAAGACUGGACCUUUUAAGGCAGCUUGAAAAGGUCAAAGAAAUGGAGACCACCGAACCGAACCCCCCAGAGUCAGCUACUGAUUGAACACACCCUGAAGAAAUUUCUAUGAAUACAGCCUAAAGAAACAUUUUACCGAUCACACUACUGAUUAUAUUCAACUAUGGAAAAAUUCAUCAAGAACCUCAUUUUUCAUCUUGACCCGGAUUUCUGAAUCCGUUGGAUAUUAGUUUGGAUACAUGGUUCAGUUUUUGGGUUCUGUUUCUGGUGCUGCAACUAACUUACACCAACUACAACAGUGUUAUGUACAUGUUUUCAUAUACGAAAUGGUGACUUGUAAUGUAUGGUUAAUAGCUCAAGAAAAUAUUUAUUGGCGUAGUUUCAUGUGUUGUACUUUGUGCCGUGGAAGGCAGUCCGCUAUUCAACUGGCCAAUGAAGUA